CUCCUACAGGAAGAAUAAUGAUCUUAGUGAAGAUGGGGAAGAUGAUGCGUAAAGUCGUAACUUUAUGUCUACUGCUAUGCCUGAUUCCACUCUUAGCUGUGACACAGGCACAAAGUAUUGAUGAAGAAGUCAAAGAACGUUUGGAAGUUCUGGACUGUACCAACACAACAUGUUACACGAUAAAAGCGAAUGGAUUUAUAAAAACAUCCUGGAACCCAUAUAGUAGUUCAUCGUGUCAAUUAUAUGGACUGACACCAGCUAAGCCUACUGACGAAGAUACAGCGAAAUUCCUCAUGAAUUUAGCAAAGAGGACAAUAACUGAUGAUUAUCCCGUGUGGCUUAGUCUGUCUCAAGAAGAGACAGUAAACAAUUCAGCUUUCAUUAAUCUCUGGGGAACUUAUCAACCACAAACAGUAGUAGAUGGGAAAGUGGCAAUGAAGAGAAAAUCUGGUUUUAAGUGGGAGAUAACUAAUCCCUCUACUGAAGGUUGGUCACUCUGUGAAAUUCCUAAAGGUAUGUCAAAACACCUCUGGUAUAUUUCAGGUAUCUUUGUGUAA
Molecule: messenger RNA, 557 nt
Organism: Limulus polyphemus (Atlantic horseshoe crab)
Lineage: Eukaryota; Metazoa; Arthropoda; Merostomata; Xiphosura; Limulidae
Exons: 3
Coding region: 18-557 (179 amino acids)
Source: RefSeq, a predicted model, not a curated record